AUGAAUAACUUACAAAUAUGGUUUUUAAUUUUUAACCUUGUCUUUAUUGUGUAUCCAAAAGUAACACAAGCUAAGGACCUUAGUAGUGCCAUUGGUGUAUCAUGUUUCUAUUUGUACUCAAACAAUCUAGAAAAAUACCCAUUUGAUUGCCCAGUUCCAGAUUUACAUCAAAAAUGUCUCUGUACAAAUGAAGUUUAUAUGCUUUCAGUUUUAAACUGUAUAGAUUAUGGAGCUCGGAAUUCAGAAGAUGUUACUAAAGCUUAUAACUAUUUAAUUGAUGUCUGUAAAAAUCAAGCCAAUGUGGAUUUACAAUUUGAUCAAAUAGUUCAAAUUUUCAAGGAAAGACAAUCUGAUUUCAAAACCAUGGAAGCUCAAAAUGCUGAUUAUAAUGUCUAUUUAGAUGAAAUUACUAAGUACCAGUUAGAAAAUCCAGAUAUAAAGGGAAUGGAGGUUGAGGAAUUCCAAUUGCAACAUCCAAUAUACAUUAAUACAACUGAAUAUCAACUAGCAUUACAAGUUGUUCAAAGCAUAUUACACAAUAAACAACUUAGUAAACAUAUGGGAAUAAUGAUGCUACUUUAUUGGGGUAUUUUGGUCUUUAUUGGCCUAGCCAUUAAUAUAAUUAAAUGGACUUUCCCCCGCUUACUUUUUCGAAUGAAUAGGAUUAAGUUGUUUAGAUGGCUGAGAAAAUACCUAAUUGAACUACAGUUUUUUGAACACAAAGCGAUUGCUCCCAAUGAAAGUAAAACUGAGCAUGAUAUUAAUAUCAAUAGUGCUUCGUUUACAAGCAAUAGAGAAUUGGAAGGUCAUAAAAAAAAUAUUGUUAACAAUAACUAUAAUAAGAACGUAAUUUUUAAAAAUAUCAUUUCAGUAAUGGUCCCCACAAGGAUCGAAUCAGUCAUUAUUUUGGGUUACUUUAUAUUAAUGGCGAUUUUUAUUUGUUCUAUGUACGUUUCUGUUGAAGCAAAUAUUAUUUAUAAAAAUGGAAGUAGAGCAUUGAGGUACUUGUUUAUUGCAGAUAGAUCUGGUAUUAUUGCGAUAACCCAAUAUCCCCUAAUAUGUUUAACUGCUGGGAGAAAUAAUAUCUUAGCUAUCCCCACAGGAUGGAAUUCCAAAACAUUUGGCAUCUUUCAUAAAUAUAUUUCACGCAUUGUAUUUGUCAUCAUCUGUAUACAUGGCACUUGUUAUCUGUUGUUUGCAUCAGAAAAUAGCAAUCAUAAAGACAAAGGUUUUUUUUUUAAAUGGAACCCUGCCAAUAUUUCGUGUGCAUCUGGGGCUUUCAUACUUUUAUUAUCCUCCAAGUUUAUUAGAAACUACAGUUAUGAAUUAUUUAAAAUCUUACAUGGGAUUUUAUCUAUGGCAUUUUUUAUGGGAACCUAUUAUCAUAUCAUUGCUUUAGGAUGGCUGGCAUUUUGGUAUUUUGCAGUUUUUAUUUGGAUAACUGAUUAUCUUGUUAGAAUAACGAAGAUUAUAUAUUCGGGCGGUUUAUUGUGGGCAGAAUGUGAAGCAGUUAUGGAUCAUGAUAAUCCCACAAAUGUGCACUCAAUUAAAAUAAUUAUUUCACAUUCUGGAUGGUGGAGACCGUACCCAGGAUGUUACGUGUUUCUUUAUUUUUUAGAGCCUACCAUUUUUUGGGAAUCACAUCCAUUUAUGGUUGUUGAGCCUUCAAAGGAAGAAUUAUCAGAUAAAUUGGUAUUCUUUAUUAGGGUGGGAAAUGGUGUAACUAGAAAAUUGGGUGAUUUGAUUUUGAAAAACGCGAAACAAAUUAAGAACAUCCCAGUUUUCGUGGAGGGGCCAUAUGGUUCUUGUUUAGCUCUUGGCUCAUAUAACAAUGGGCUAUUUUAUGCAGGUGGUCUUGGAAUUACUGCAAUUUACACCUUGGCAUUGGACUUGGCUAAAAAAUACAAGUCUGAUAUAUUAUUAAAGACUAGAGUUGAAGGUUCGAAAGAAGUAAGUGUACCAAAUAAUAUCGAUAUUGAUAAGCAGGUCAUCAAGAUGGAUCCAAUGAUUCGAGUUUUAUGGUGCAUACCACAUAUCCACUAUUUAGAGAUUUGUGUAGAUGAAAUUAUGGCUUUGGCAAAUGUCAGCCAAGAAUUAGUACUAAUAGACAUUUAUGUCACCAGACUAGAUAAUGAAGAUAUAAAAUAUUGCCAAACUUUAGAAUCUGGAAUUUUAACGCCUCAUAAUAAGCAGAUUAUUGGACCCCUUGAUGCUCUGAGUAGUGUUAAAAUAAACGAAGUGUCAGGCACAGCAUUAGUUCCCAGUGGAUAUAUUGAUUAUUGGGAAAGUGCAGCAUUAAAGGAUGAACAUAACUAUACAACCGCCUUUUAUGAAAUACAGCAACGAGUCAAACCGCGUCAAAAUGGUAGUCAACUUUCUGAGAAAAAAUUAACUGCAGCUGCUGUUUCUACCUUGGCGAGUAGUGACAACUGUACGGAAACUUAUGAAAUCAAUGCAAUACACAAAAGCACUAGUUCUCUAGGUGUUGAAAGUAACAUAUUAAUAGCGCUGAAUAAUCACUUAGUUGAAAAUACUACUAUUAAAGUAGCAUCUCCCGUGAACAGCGAGGAGCAGCAUAGCAUUGAGCUUGGUAGUGAUAUUAAACAUACUACUAUUAGUAAUAACAAGAUAGAAUUUUUGGAGGUUGAAAAAGUUUUUACGCCUGAGAUGGAUCAAGUAAAGGAAAUACUAGACAAGUUAGUGCCAAAUGUAUACGUUCACUUUGGUAAUAAGCCACGUAUCUCAGAAAUAGUUUUAAGGCAAGUAGAUAUAUUGGAAGGGUCUGUUGCUAUAGUAUCUUGUGGGCCAUCUUUAAUGAAUAGAGACGUCAAAGCUGGUUAUUUACAGACAUUAUCUACCUGGAGAAAAGACAAAGAAAGAGUUUAUUAUUUUGAAAAAGAGUUAGCUUGGUAA
Molecule: messenger RNA, 2913 nt
Organism: Saccharomycodes ludwigii
Lineage: Eukaryota; Fungi; Ascomycota; Saccharomycetes; Saccharomycodales; Saccharomycodaceae
Product: ferric reductase family protein
Exons: 1
Coding region: 1-2913 (970 amino acids)
Biological process (GO): intracellular iron ion homeostasis; iron ion transport; copper ion import
Cellular component (GO): plasma membrane
Molecular function (GO): ferric-chelate reductase activity
Source: RefSeq, a predicted model, not a curated record